This is a messenger RNA of Melanotaenia boesemani (Boeseman's rainbowfish), 3231 nucleotides long. RefSeq lists its product as uncharacterized. The transcript has 5 exons. NCBI's taxonomy places the organism in Eukaryota, Metazoa, Chordata, Actinopteri, Atheriniformes, Melanotaeniidae. The coding region runs from base 478 to 2436 and encodes 652 amino acids. The record is from RefSeq and is a predicted model, not a curated record. Gene Ontology annotation, molecular function: protein binding.
AGUUCAGCCAAUCACAUGAGCGGAAGUUUAACGUUGCGGUAAUCCGGUUCAGACAUAACAAGUGCGGCCGACAGAAGCUGAACAGAGUCCUUAUCUUCACCCAUAAAACCCCUGCUUUUCAUCGUUUUACGACCAAGUCGGGCGCGUGGACACACUGUUAUGGUGGAGCGAUAUGCGUUACAAAGAGACGUGUUUUCAUAGAGGAUACAGUGCUUCUUUUUCUGCUAUUUUGGUCCGUUUGUUAGUGGUGAUGGUGUGCACCGGGCUGGGUGAGCAGCGAGUAGCCUGACGCGGCUUCACCACAGGCCGGGGCGAGCCUUCCAGCUUCGCCCGGUGGACUCUGAUAACCAAAUGCGUCCGAGUGUCUGUUAGGAAACAUUACACCUGCUUACAGUGGUUUACUUCAAACUGCCUCAACAAUUCCCACAGAGUGAGACCCAGUCAGCUUUCACGGUGGAAACUAGAAGAAGAGCAAAGAUGAAUGCUGUGCGGGGGGGCACAGUCACCUGGCGCCCCCAGCCAUGGCAGGACGGGGAUGGGGGAGGAGGGGAGCCUCUGUCGGACAGCGACUCUGAAGAAGAAGACUUCCCUGAUGACAGCACGACCCCAUUGGGGGACUACAUUACACAUGGACUAAAGCAGCUCCUGGAUGCUCAGCAGCUGUGUGAUGUGACUCUGCUUGUUGAGGGGAAGAAGUUCAUGUGUCACAGAGUCCUUUUGGCGGCUGUGAGUCCAUAUUUCCGGGCCAUGUUCACCAGCCCUCUGGUUGAGUCCCGCCUCACCGAGAUCCGACUGGAGGAGGUGACGCCGUCUGUCAUGGAAACUGUUAUCCAGUUUGUGUAUACUGGAGAGGCAGGACUGUCUCUGGACACCGCUGAGGACCUGUUUGUGGCUGCCAAUCGGCUUCAGGUCUUGCCCCUUCAAGACUUGUGCUCCAGGUUUCUGUUUGAGCACCUCUCAGUGGAUAACUGUCUGGGGAUGUAUUCUUUGGCUCGCUCUCAUCAUGACCAGCUUUUGCUGCGGGCCUCCCUUCGGCUAGUGGCCCAGCACUUUCCCCGGGUGGCCCGACAGAAAGACUUCCUCCUGCUCGACCACGGUACUUUAGGCAGCCUCCUGAGCUCCGACCGCCUGGGCGUGGACUCUGAGGCGGAGGUGUACGACGCAGCACGGCGUUGGGCGGAACACCAGCCUUUGGAUCGCUACUCCCAUAUGCCGGCACUCCUUCAUCACCUGCGUCCUGGACUGCUGUCUCAGGAAGAGAGCCGAAGACUGAGCCAGGAGCUGGGGCCUGCUGCAGCUGGAGAGGGCCUUGGGGGGCCUUUGAGACCACGGGAGGGCAUGUUUGAGAAAAAGAUUGUCUGUGUGGACCUAACGCCUCGGGAAGAUGAUAAUUUAGCUUCAAGAGACUACACAGUGGACUGCUUUGAUCCUCGGACUGGAAAGUGGGAGAAGUUGGCUGCACUUGGGUCACUCGUCAGCCCUGGCUGCACAGCUGUGGGUGACAGGCUGUUCAUAGCAGGCGGGAUCCUGCGAACAGGCUCUGUGUCUGCAGCAGUGCACGAGUAUGAUGCCGUGUCAGACAGGUGGAUAGCACGACCUGCCAUGGUCCAGCCGCGUGCUAUGCUAGGUCUGCUGGGUUGUGGGGAGUCGCUCUAUGCCUUGGGUGGCUGCAACCGCUCAGCUCUACUGGACUCCAGUGAGAUCCUGGAGCUCUCUACACUUCAGUGGGGGCCCGGGCCUCGGUUACCAUUCCCACUGCGUGCCUUUGCCUGUGCAGCACUGCGAGGACGACUUUACCUGCUGGGUGGAACCACGCUCGAACAGAACCGGGCUGUGGUUCACUCAGGUGUGCUUAUUUAUCAUACCAUGACAGACUGCUGGACUCGAGUAGCGCUGGACUCUGGUGCCACCUGCCUCGCUGGAGGCGUGGCAGUUCGAGGAGGAGUCUGCGCCAUUGGGGGAUACAUGAGGGAUACCACCAAGUUCCUGGAUGGAAACUACACCAACCUGGAGACUUUGGACGCUACAGGCCGCGUGCUGUUUUUUAGAGAGGGCAGGGGGUCUGGGGUAGAAAGGGAGGUCACGGGGGGAGGAGUGAUGGUCAGCGCAGACCAGCGGGGGGGAGCAGGUGGCGGGAGCGACCGUGCCCCAAGUCCUGUUGUUUUCCCCGGAUUGCCUCGGCGGAUUGCAGCAGGGGGUGUGGCCAGGUGGAAACGGAGGAUUUACGUGUUGGGUGGAGAAAACGGCUCGCGGUUCUAUGACAGCGUGUACUGUUGGAAACCUGGUUGGCGCAGUUGGGUCCAGAGACGAGAAAAACUCCCUGGAGAUACGGGAGGAGUGAGCCAGUUUGGGUGUACUACUCUUAAAUUCCCCAAAAAACACAUCCUGUCCAGACUGAGACUAGCCAAAGAAAACUGCAAGAAACCUAUAGACUAGUGACAGGAGCGUAUGACUGAUGCAGUUAUUUCUGAGGUCAUCGUCGGCCUCAUGCAGUGUUUGUGUUUGAAAUAAAUUCAAAAUUUAAAUAUCUAAUUUUAUACAAUCUGUGUGCAGCCACCAAACACGCCUAUAAAAAACUGGAUUGUCUUCAGUAAACAGGACCAGUUGAGUCAGGAACUGGUCACAAGCUGGGCAACAUGCAACUGAAUGUUACUCUGUUCAUUAUUAGUCAGAAGAAGAAAACCUUGUCACAGAAGAGAGCCUUUUAAUUAUUUUCAUAAAGUAUGAUGUUAUUUUUGGCUUUUAGGUAGCGUAAUAUGUUGAAGGUUGUUUGGAAGUCAUCUCAAUGCUGUGAAUUUGUCAGCAGGAUGUAGUUUAGAGACAUUUACUGGCAUUCUUCCAGCCAUGCCAUAUUACAUUUUAUUUAUUUAUUUUUUUAUAAGUCUUUUAAAGUUCCUCCCCUUUUCUGUCUAAAGGCCAAUUGCCACCGGGUCUAUGUGCACCGCGGCCUCUGGAGCUAAUCGUAGCCAUUUUAGUCCACGGCUCACACCGGGUAUGUGCAACGCUUGUCAGAAGCGUCCCCGAAGCGUCUUGUCGUGGCCCUCUGCUAAACAUACUGUUGGGUCUAUUUUUGAUGGAGCACGCUUCCAGAAGGCAUCAAGCUCAGCAGUUCUGAUAGGACUAAACGGCAAAUCAGACAUUGAACAGCGUAAAGCAGUGGUCGGCAACUGGUGGCCCGCAAGCCAAAAUUGGCCCACCGCCAAUAAUAUCUGGCUUGCUAGAUUAUUGAUU